Anolis sagrei ordinatus is the source of this 2796-nucleotide messenger RNA. NCBI's taxonomy places the organism in Eukaryota, Metazoa, Chordata, Lepidosauria, Squamata, Anolidae. The record is from RefSeq and is a predicted model, not a curated record.
AUGGAUCUGAAGCGAACAAAAGACUACAUUUAUUUCUGGUACUUUCAGUAUCUCUUGGUCACCUGCUGCUACGGCCUAUUGCCCUGGGAACAAUGCGUAAUCAACAGCAUUAUAAUUACCGUGGUGGCUAUGGUGGUCUACACGGCUUAUGUGUUUAUCCCCAUCCAUAUCCGCCUGGCUUUUGAGCUCCUCUCUCAGAUCUUUGGAAGCCAGCCUGAAAAUGUCUCAAACAAUCCCAGAAUGAAAGAAAAUCCCGGAGAGCCAGUGUUCCAAAGCCAGGCAGAAAACCUUGGUGGGUGUAACAAUCUCUCUUGUCCAAGAGGUGAAAAAGGUGAUGCUGGAAACCCUGGUCCCAUAGGCCUUCAGGGACCAAAGGGAGAAAAAGGAGAACAAGGCGAACAAGGUGCACAAGGUGACACUGGACUGAAAGGGGACCUUGGAGAGAAAGGAGAAAUAGGUCUGCCCGGGCAAAAGGGGGAGCCAGGUCCAGUAGGACUCCAAGGAGAUCCUGGUAUAAAAGGGGAUCAGGGGAUCCAGGGAAAAGUGGGACCUCCUGGCCAGUGGGGGCCAACAGGACUUCCAGGUCGCAAAGGAGAAAAGGGGCAAAAGGGGGAUUGUAGACCCGUUGAACCCACAGCCUUUUCGGUGGCUCUUCAGAAAAGGAGACCCUUGCCUUUGCCAGGAACCCCAGUGAUAUUUGAGAAUGUUCUUCUGAAUGAAAAUGAAGGCUAUCAAGAAGAAACAGUCCCAUUGAGGGUUUUCCGCGAUCUGGACAUUAGCCCACCGAUAACUCCCAUGCACGGCGACGACAUGCCUGCAAAAGUGGGCAAACCCAGCCUACUAGCCUCCAGGGAGGCUUCCGGAAAAAAUAAGCCACAGCCCAGUCCAGCCAAGGCUGAUAGCAAACCAUCACAGAAGCACCCCAUGAGCCUGAGCAAUGCAGUCUGCGGCGAUCAGCGAGACACUGAUCUUGGAUUGGGCCACCUCGAGACUGCAGCGACCACCAUAGAGAUCCCGGUUGAGCCAAGGGCGGGCUUAAUGUCCACUGUAGAGUCCCCACAGGAUGAAAUGGACUUAGAAGUGGCCCCUAUAAAUGACCUACUGGAGCUGGAGCCGAACGAGAAGGACGCGACCCGCACCCUGUCUCCAAUUCAGGUCCUGGUCCACAGGAAGGAUGGCAGCAGACCCCCUACUCAUGAUCUAUUUCCCAGGGAAGGAAAGAGUGCACCCCCUACACCACUGCAGAAUAACACUACUGCCAAAGAAAUGCAACAACAACAACAACAGCAACAUCUGCGGCAAGCCAGAGAGGAGAAAAGAGAUUCCAUCAACAACUGUGUUUUCAAUGGGGAUAUUGGAGCUGCAAAAAUGGGACGCAUGCACUUACUCUGUGCCAUCUUUAUCAUAAUAAUCACUAUUGCUAAUCUGAAGAUAGAGGGCAAAAGUACCCCUUUCCCAAAAUUUACUAAGAUAAAAGCUAUUGAAAGGGUAGCUACGGAAAGCCAUGAUGCUUCAGAUGCACUACCUACUGAAGAUGGUCUCUUCACUGAAGUAGCCGAAAUGAGCGACACAACGACAGAAUUGUCUUCUCCGAACUAUGCCUUCAGAACAGCCACCACACUCUUCCCUUUUGAAAAUUUUACCCUUGACUCAUCUGACUUUUUCUUUAACUGCUGUGAUUGCUGUCCUCCAACCCCAGGAGAGAAGGGAGAACCUGGAGUACCAGGAAUGCCAGGUCUUAAAGGAGAUAUGGGAGAAAAGGGUCUUCCAGGUUUACCAGGAACUCCUGGACUACAAGGCCCAAAAGGAUUAAAAGGAGACAAAGGAGAUAAAGGUGAACAUGGUGAGCAAGGAGCAAAUGGAAUCCCGGGAUAUCCAGGCAAACCAGGAGAACAAGGUGAAAUUGGAUUUAAAGGAGACAAAGGAAAUCAUGGUCUGCCAGGAGUUAAGGGACAAAAGGGCUCCAAGGGAGAAACUUGUGAGAAUGGCACCAAAGGAGAAAAGGGAGACAAAGGGGAACUGGGAUUAUCAGGUGUGGAUGGGGAAAAUGGAGAAAAGGGAGAAAAGGGAGAUGUUGGUGAAAAGGGUUCCUGUGGAGAUCCUGGGGAAAAGGGAGAAAGAGGAGAAAGAGGGGAAAGGGGGCUCAAAGGAGAAAAGGGCAACAAAGGAGAUGUAGGAGUGGAAGGAGGACUUGGUGAGGAUGGGCAAAAGGGAGAAAAGGGAGACCCUGGUGUGAGAGGUGAGAAAGGCGAGCCUGGUCCAAUUGGGAUGAUGGGGCCUUCUGGGAUGAAAGGAGUUCCUGGCUUGAAAGGCAUGAGAGGACCUCCUGGGAAGAAAGGUGCAAGAGGUCCCAAGGGCUCAAAGGGUGAGGUCAUAAGAGCCCCACGAUCGGCAUUUAGUGUUGGUUUAUCCAAGCCAUUCCCACCCCCCAACACACCCAUUAAGUUUGACAAGAUACUCUACAAUGAACAGGAAGAUUACAAUCCUUUGACGGGGAAAUUUAAUUGCUCCGUUCCUGGGGCUUACAUCUUUUCCUACCAUAUGACAAUACGAGGGCGGCCUGCCCGAAUCAGCAUCGUAUGUCAGAACAAGAAAAUGAUCAGAAGCCGGGAAACCCUGUAUGGCCAAGAGAUAGACCAGGCGUCCUUCCUUACCAUUUUGAAAUUAAAUGUCGGAGAUCAUGUUUGGCUGGAAGUCACACGAGAUUGGAAUGGGGUUUAUGUUAGUGCUGAAGAUGACAGCAUAUUUUCUGGCUUCCUUUUAUAUCCAGAUGAAGUAUUGGACAGCUUGUUAUGA